GUAGGGUCUAGGGAGUAGGGCGUAAGCACUCUCACAUCUGAAUGAAACGCACCCUAAAAAAUACUAAGAUGGGUGGCAGCACUUUGCAGUGCGCAUGCGCAGUAUGGGAUUUGAGACUAUUUCCUAGUACACAAACGCUCGAGUGUUCUUCCAGGUUACUAUACUACAACCCGUUUCCCUGCGGAGCGGAGCCGAACCCGGGCAGGGGGCGUUCCUCAAGAAAUAAAGCCAAAAAACAAGAGCAGGAGGCUCUGCAUGGGACUGCGAAGGGUUUGCACGACUCUCCCCCUCCCUCGGUGUGAUAGAGACAGAGAGCAGGCCAGCUAACAGCAGCGGUCUGCACUCCUCCUCCUCCUCCUCCUCCUCCUCCUCCUCUCCAGCCGGCUGGACCGAACAGAAGAGCCGAACGCCACUGCACGCCAGCCUCGCUACUCCUGCUCUGUUCUGGAAGCUGCUGGUGGGAUUUCUCGCUGGACCUCCACAGUUAGGAUCUGGGAUUUGAAGCUGACUGGGGGUGGGGGGGUUUAACCGGCAGUAAUUUAACCAGAGAAACCCCCCCGCCUGCCUCCUGCCUCCUGCCUCCUGCUCCGGGUCUGGCUUCAUCUUCAUCUUCCUCUUCAUCAGCAGAGGCGCUUUCAUUUCUGUCUAAUCAGAGCUGGUUUUUCAGCUGAACUUGCGCAUUCAGCGUUUGGAGGUCAGUCUCUGCGGUCUCUGCCUUCUUCUGCGCUUCCCUCGGAUCCUCGGUCUUAGCAGUAGCCGCUGCGCCGUUAGCUCCUCUCUCUCCCGGAGCCCCGCCAUGCCCGGCCCGGUGGCCGGCAGUAAAGCCCGAGUUUACGCCGAUGUGAACACCCUGAAGAGCCGGGAGUACUGGGACUAUGAGGCUCAUGUGCCCACCUGGAGUAACCAGGAAGACUACCAGCUGGUGCGAAAGCUCGGCCGGGGGAAGUACAGCGAGGUGUUUGAGGCGAUAAACAUCAACAACAACGAGAAAGUGGUGGUGAAGAUCCUGAAGCCUGUCAAGAAGAAGAAGAUCAAGCGAGAAAUAAAGAUUUUGGAGAACCUGCGAGGGGGAACCAACAUCAUCCGGCUGGUGGACACUGUGAAGGACCCAGUGUCUCGAACGCCCGCGCUCGUCUUUGAAUGCAUUAAUAACACUGAUUUUAAGGAGCUGUACCAGAAGUUAACGGAUUUUGAUAUACGCUUUUACAUGUAUGAACUACUAAAGGCCCUGGACUACUGCCACAGUAUGGGUAUCAUGCAUCGUGAUGUGAAGCCCCACAACGUGAUGAUUGACCACCAGCUGAGGAAGCUGAGACUGAUAGAUUGGGGUUUGGCCGAGUUCUACCACCCCGCACAAGAAUACAACGUCAGAGUGGCGUCCCGCUACUUCAAGGGUCCAGAGCUGCUGGUGGAUUACCAGAUGUAUGACUACAGUUUGGACAUGUGGAGUCUGGGCUGCAUGCUGGCCAGUAUGAUCUUUCAGAAAGAGCCAUUCUUUCACGGCCAAGACAAUUAUGAUCAGUUGGUCAGGAUCGCCAAAGUUCUCGGCACAGACGAGCUCUUCGGCUAUCUGCGCAAAUACCACAUCGAACUGGACCCUCGAUUUAAGGACCUGCUGGGCCAUAGGCAAACGCGGAAGCGCUGGGAGCAGUUUGUCCAGACGGAAAAUCAGCACCUGGUCAGUCCUGAGGCUCUGGACCUGCUGGACAAACUGCUGCGCUAUGACCAUCAGCAGAGACUGACUGCCACAGAAGCCAUGGAGCACCCCUACUUCUAUCCAGUGUUGAAGGAACAGUCUCUCACUAAUGCAGACAGCACUGUAGGAUCAGGAGGAUCUAAUGCAGCUCGGUGAAAUCAGAAAUAUGAACAGAACGUGUUACCUCAACUUUUAACCCCUCGUGGCAGAAACCUCUUAAAGUGUACAGUGGAAGGUGGAUCAAAGCAGCGUUGACCAGUUAACACCUUUUUUUGGAGUCGCCCAGUCCUGCAUACACUCGUACACACACAACCACAACCACACACACACAGGCGCGCCGUCUCUCUCCGUGUCAGUCAGGGUUGGUCUGCCUCCUGAAACAGGCCUCGAAGGUCAUGAAGAUGCCCCACUCCCCCUUUAUCUAAGUGAGAAACUGAAAGGAAUAUUCCCCCGAAUGUAACGCCCCCCCCUUCCUCAAUACUCUGACCCCUCCCUCCUUUAAUCUAAGCAUGGAGAGCGAAGAGCAGAUUAGGCCCCGCCCCUCCCUCCUCGUUGGUCUGUCUGUCUGUCUGUCUGUCAGUAUUCAGACCCCAGUCUGGUGUCUAUGCACCGCCGUACAGAAGUGGCGUGGUGGACCUGAUAUAACUUCUU
Messenger RNA from Colossoma macropomum (tambaqui), 2347 nucleotides. It is a transcript of the gene csnk2a2b, whose product is annotated as casein kinase 2, alpha prime polypeptide b. Gene Ontology annotation, cellular component: nucleus; cytosol; protein kinase CK2 complex. The transcript is spliced from 12 exons. NCBI's taxonomy places the organism in Eukaryota, Metazoa, Chordata, Actinopteri, Characiformes, Serrasalmidae. The coding region runs from base 797 to 1852 and encodes 351 amino acids. Gene Ontology annotation, biological process: regulation of chromosome separation; protein phosphorylation. Gene Ontology annotation, molecular function: protein serine/threonine kinase activity; ATP binding. The record is from RefSeq and is a predicted model, not a curated record.